Caenorhabditis elegans is the source of this 596-nucleotide messenger RNA. The record is from the annotation of a RefSeq genome assembly. Lineage: Eukaryota; Metazoa; Nematoda; Chromadorea; Rhabditida; Rhabditidae.
GUUUUCCAGGAAUGCUUUUUCCGCAGUAAAUUUCACUCGAAUUGGGUAAUAAGUAUUGAUAUUGACGAGAGAUUAGUUAUGACCGAAAUGCCAUUGAUUUCAUUUGUCAGAGAACAAGCUCCAAAUAUAUGUGAAAUAAACUUUGGAAGUCGUAGAGUUCAAAAAUUAUACGAUGAUCCUUUGAAAUUUACAUCAAUUGACGAAACACGUGCUUCCCUUUCAUUUCUUCGUUACAAUUUGACAACUACUCAUAGAUGGAAAGCAUUUAAAUCACUUUUUCAACCAACAAAAGUUCAUGCAAUUACAUUUCAUUAGACUAUUCGACAACAUGAAGAAUGUAAAAUAAAGACAGCUCCACGGUAAAUAGGAUAUGUCAGACAUUACCGUACAACUGCUUCCACGAGUUUGGCUGGAUCUUGGAUAAGAAUAUUCAGGCCAUACACUACUAGUCAAAUGGACUCUGAAUUUUCGAAAGUACUGGAAGAGAAGGUUGUGAAGCGAGGUGAAUUUAUUUAUAAACAACAUCCUGUUUUCUGCGAAUCAAUUGAUUUUAAGAUUAGAAAACGAUUUCCAAAUGAUCUACACUGUGUGAACUG